Phycomyces blakesleeanus NRRL 1555(-) is the source of this 963-nucleotide messenger RNA. RefSeq lists its product as hypothetical. Lineage: Eukaryota; Fungi; Mucoromycota; Mucoromycetes; Mucorales; Phycomycetaceae. The transcript has a single exon. The record is from RefSeq and is a predicted model, not a curated record. Gene Ontology annotation, molecular function: acyltransferase activity, transferring groups other than amino-acyl groups. The coding region runs from base 1 to 963 and encodes 320 amino acids.
AUGACAAACACGCUUACAAUACGCCCGUGUACUCCAAAAGAACUCAAGGAAUACUUUCAUCAAUGGACCAUCUCGGAGGGAUGGAAUCCAAUCAAGUAUAAUGCCGAACUUACCAGGCUCUCUUACCUGAUGUACCCUCAAGGUUUUUUGGUGGGAACAGUCCCAGUCACUGACCAAGAAAAGGUUAUAACUAUUAUAGCUGGUUUCCGUCACAGCAAUUCCUCUGGAUUUAUUGGAUAUUACGUUACUGACCCCGAGUUUCGAGGCAAGGGAUAUGGAUAUCCUUUGUUCAAAAAGGCUUUAAACAGUAUGCAAGAUUGUAAAUACGUUGGUCUUUACGCAAUGCCCGUUAUGGCAGACAAGUAUCGAUCAGCGGGAUUUGAUAUAACUAGUUGGGAUAUAGAAAGAUAUCGGUCAGGAUCUCUGGAAAGCUUUUUGGAGCAGUUUUCCCAAGUACCCACACCUUUGGAACCAUAUGUAGUGGAUAUCAGUGAAGCACCAAUAGAUCAACUGGUUUCUUUGGAUGAGAAAUACAAUGGCGUUCCACGACCUACUUUUAUGCAAAAAUGGAUUAAAUCGCAUAUCGAAGGUUCCAAAGAAGGACUUUUUGGAGUUGCCCUAGUAAAGGAUGGACAGGUUUUGGGUUACGGAUGUGCACGUCCUUCAGAGGAAUCGUUUCGUAUCGGACCACUAUAUGCUCACACGGCUGAACAAGCAAAGGAAAUUCUAAAAGGUUUGGCUUCCAAAGCUGUAGAAGUGUUCCCUACCCUGAAUUCUCCUGAUCGCAAACCAAGUGGCUGCUUACUUGAUCUGGAUACAUGUACGGAGAACAAAGAUGCAAUGGACAUGAUAAAAUACUUCCAAUGGACGCCUGUUUUCCGAGCAAUUCGAAUGUGGAGAACCAACCAACCUCCAGAAAACACAAAUGGCCUUUAUGGUGUAACUAGUAUAGAAAUAGGCUAG